Messenger RNA from Drosophila nasuta, 4386 nucleotides. It is a transcript of the gene rdx, whose product is annotated as BTB/POZ and MATH domain-containing protein rdx. Bases 498 to 3209 code for a protein of 903 amino acids. The transcript is spliced from 8 exons. The record is from RefSeq and is a predicted model, not a curated record. Lineage: Eukaryota; Metazoa; Arthropoda; Insecta; Diptera; Drosophilidae. Gene Ontology annotation, molecular function: protein binding.
CGGUUGUGGUUCGUUCUCCUUCAUCUCCGUCGUCUUCGUCAUAGUCGUUGUCGUUGCGCCCACUAAAAAAAAAAUAAAAAGCUGACAGCCCAAUAAGCAGCAGCUGCUACAGCAAUAUAGCAACAACAACAGGCCUACAUUUUUUAGAUAAAACAACGACGUGUGUGUGUGGAGCGAGCGAGCGUAUUGCAGGGUUUCAAAAGUGUUGCAAGCACAACCAACAACCAACAACAACAAUAAAUAGCCAUGAUUUUUAUAGAUUUUUAAAACAAAUAUCAAUUGAGCGCGCUGAACGGUUAAUUAAACAACAACAACUACACCAAAAAUAAUACAAGAGUGAGCAAUAUAAAAUUACUUAAUAAUUUGUGUGCUUAUUUUGUGUGUGUAAUAAAUGUGUGUGCAACAAGCAGCAAUUCAUUAAAAAUACAGAAAAAAUAAAAAAUACAAAUCAAAUCAAAUAAACAAAUAAAUAAAAAGCGCGUUAAUUCGAUUGUAAAAUGUUUGAGCCGUAUGUGAAAAUCAAAAAAAAGCGAAACGUGCACGAAAUUUAUCAAAAUCAAAAUGAGAAUGUCGUCGAUGUUGUUGUCGAUGUGAAUUUGGAGCAACAGCAGCAGCAGCAACAGCCCCAACAACAGCAACAACAACAACAGCAACUGUCAAGUGAUAAUUGUUGCUGCCAAAGUGGCCCGCAAAAUAAUGUUGCUAGUGUUAGCGCAUUAAGCAGCGCAUUGGCCGAGACGUCAGCAGCGACGCCAGCAGCAGCAGCAGCAACGGCAGCAACAGCGACGCCAGCAGCAACAACAACUGCGAGCAGCAGCAGCAGCAACAAUUGCAGUCGCCUGCAGCAGUUGAUAUCAACGCCUCCAGUAUUACUGCGCAGAUCGUCGCUGUCAACGUCGACGUCGACGUCGGCAUCAGCGUCGCCGUCAGCAGCGGCGUCAACGUUGCCGCAACACCCACACGCUGUUGUGGCAGCUGUGAGCACGCCAACGCCACCGUGGCAGCAACAAGCGGCAGCGCCUUCGGUUUUGCAACAACAUUUGGGUCACCUGAAUUACGAAAGUGGAGCAACUGCAGCAGCAGCAACAGCGGCGGCAACCAGAAGUGGCACAGCAACAACACUGGCGCAACAUUUGGCAACACCCAGCAGCAUAUUGCAGGCAGCAUUCAGCAACAACAACAGUAGCAACAGCAACAACAACAGCAUUAGCGGCAGCAACAGCAACUUGCAACACAUUUUAACGCGCGCACAAAGUUCCUCUACCUCCACCUCCUCCUCAUCCUCCUCCUCAACCAAUUCCAAUUCAAGCUCCUCAAACAACUGCAGCAGCGCCUGUGCAGGCAACAGGCACUACAACGGUGGCAACAACAACAGCAACAGCAUUAUUGCCAGCCGCCUUUUUGGACCAACUUCGUCUAGUGCAAGCUCCAGUUCAUCAUUAGCUGCAGCGAGUUCAUCAGCCUCUGCCUCUUCCUCUGCCUCUGCCUCAUCGACGUCGCAUCUCCUGUCGCCGCAUCACCAUCUGCAUAGCCAUCAUUCCGCGUUGACCAAUUCCAUAACGAAUCGUAUUAAUCAAUCGAUACGGCGGCAUCUCAACCAGCAACAGCAUCAUCACCACAACAACAACAACAACAACAACAACGCCUCAACCUCAACUUCAUCGAACAGCAGCAGCAGCUCGAAUUCUGCCUCAGUUGCUGCCUCCUCGUCGCACUAUCAACAACAGCAACAACAUUUUAAUUGCGUGCAUCCUGCACAACAGCAACAUCAACAACAUCAACAGCAGCAGCAGCAUCACAGCAACCAUCAUCACCACAGCAGCAAUCACCAUCAACAACAGCAGCAUCAUCAUCACCACCACCACCAACAACAUCAACAACAACAACAACAACAAAAUCAACAUCAUCAACAACAACAACAACAACAAUCUCCUCUGUGCCUAGUAUUAUUAGUUAAAUGCCCAAAUUCAAAGGAGUUUUGUAACGCCGCCGCAAAUUUCUGUGAUAAAAGAUUGCCGGUGAACGAAUGUCAGGCAAGCCAAACAGCUAGAGUCACCUCGAACCUGCACGCAUCCAGUAGCACAAUGGCGGUCAGCCGUGUUCCCUCACCGCCCUUGCCGGAAGUUAAUACGCCAGUUGCUGAGAACUGGUGUUAUACGCAGGUCAAAGUGGUUAAAUUUAGUUAUAUGUGGACCAUAAAUAACUUUAGUUUUUGUCGGGAAGAAAUGGGUGAAGUACUCAAAUCGUCCACAUUCUCAGCCGGUGCUAAUGACAAACUAAAAUGGUGUUUACGGGUAAAUCCCAAGGGACUAGAUGAGGAAAGCAAGGAUUACUUAUCAUUAUAUUUACUGUUAGUUUCGUGUAACAAAUCUGAAGUCAGAGCCAAGUUCAAAUUUUCCAUAUUAAAUGCAAAACGUGAGGAAACCAAAGCAAUGGAAUCCCAGCGAGCUUAUCGUUUCGUGCAGGGCAAAGAUUGGGGCUUUAAGAAGUUCAUACGCCGCGAUUUCCUUUUGGACGAGGCCAAUGGCCUGCUGCCCGAGGAUAAGCUGACCAUAUUCUGUGAGGUCAGCGUUGUGGCGGACAGUGUGAACAUCUCCGGACAAUCCAAUAUUGUGCAGUUCAAAGUGCCGGAGUGCAAGCUCUCUGAAGAUCUCGGCAAUCUCUUUGACAAUGAGAAAUUCAGCGACGUAACGCUCUCGGUGGGUGGCCGUGAGUUCCAAGCGCACAAAGCCAUUUUGGCAGCGCGCAGUGAUGUCUUCGCGGCCAUGUUUGAGCACGAGAUGGAGGAGCGCAAGCUGAAUCGUGUCGCCAUAACCGAUGUGGAUCAUGAGGUACUCAAAGAGAUGCUUCGAUUCAUCUACACAGGCAAGGCGUCGAACCUAGAAAAAAUGGCUGAUGAUCUCUUAGCGGCUGCUGAUAAGUACGCACUCGAAAAGCUGAAAGUGAUGUGCGAGGAGGCGCUGUGCGUCAAUCUCUCUGUAGAAACAGCAGCCGAAACGUUAAUAUUAGCUGAUCUCCACAGUGCGGAUCAAUUGAAAGCACAAACGAUAGAUUUCAUUAAUACUCAUGCCACCGAUGUGAUGGAAACCUCUGGCUGGCAAAAUAUGAUCACAACACAUUCACAUUUGAUAGCGGAGGCAUUUCGUGCCCUCGCAACACAACAAAUCCCACCAAUUGGACCACCAAGGAAACGCGUGAAAAUGAGCUGAAACCAUAAUGCAGAAGUAAACUGUCAAAUAGCAUCAACAACAACAAAAAACAACAACAAGAGCAAACACAAUAACACCAACCAGCAACAACAACAAUACCUACAAGAGCAACAAUAAUAAUUAUAAUAAAGUAAACAAAUGUAAAGCAAUUUUCAAUAGUUGCCUACAAAUUGAAGAAGAAUAUUUCAACAGAUUUCAAACAAAUGCAACAUUAAUUAAGGCAGCUACUAAUAUUAUUAUCAAUAACAACUACAGUAAAACAUCAAUAAACUGGCUGCAGCCAGCGGUAGAAGAAGCAACAACAAAAGCAAAAGCAAGCAGCGAAAUGUGGAUUGUUUCCAAAUCGGUUAAUUUUAUUUUCAAUAACUUGAUAAUUGUAAUAUUCUUAUUUUGUUGAUUUAUGAUUAUGUUUAAUGUUUAUUUUUAAGAAACAAAAACAACAAAAAAAAAACGAAAACAAAAAAACAAACAAAACAAUGAGAGAACAGAGAAAAACAAAACAAAAAACCGGAAUGCAACAAAUUUAUAAAUAAAAAAAAUAAUAUAAAAUGAAAUCAAUUUAAUAAGUGAAGAGAAAGAGAGAGAGGAAGUUUAUUAAGAAGAAAUGAAGGCAAAUAUAAUCAUAUGCAUAAAAAUAAUAAUAAAAUAAAAUAAAGUAAAAACUUUGCGUAACUAUUAUUAUAAUUAUGAUUAUUAUUAUUAUUAUUGUGUAAUUCUAUUAUUAUUAUGAUUACCGCGUAUAAUUACAAAGCGUACACUUUGAUUGUGAUGUAUAUUCGAUGAGUAUGACUAAUGCAUAAUGAUACGGAUAUGAUAAUGAAGUUGAUUUAUAUAUUGUGUAUAUGUAAACUCUGCUAAUUGAAUUCAAGAGAGCAUUAAAGGUUUUAUUUUUGUAUUUACCGAAUGAAAAACACUCCCCCCCCUCAACUCCACAAAGCACUCACACACACACAUACACUCACUCAAUUACACACUGACAUCAGCCUCAAGAGAAGAAUCUUACUUCAUUAAAGAGCUGCAACCACCGCCGUUACAACAACACACCACACAACAACAACAACAACUACAAGAACACCACAAGCAGUAAAUUUGAAACAUUUGUAUACAUUAAAUUUCUAUUCUAUUUUCGUUAAACAAAACAAAUAAAAAUAAACUCCAAUGUUUUUUUUGUUUUUAA